AUGGAAUAGGAGGAAUAGGAAACCAAAUGAGAUGAGAUAAAAAAAGAAAUGAAAUAGAAGGGAGAGAUGGAAAGGGAAAUUGGUGUAACAGGGUCGUACUCAGGAAAUUGUGCAGGUGUUGGACGCACUGCUGCAUGUCACGCGAGUAGAUGAGGAUGUCGUCCAGGUACACCACCACGCAUUCGUCCAAGAGUGGGCGUAGAAUAUGGUUCAUUUCAGCUUGGAAUGUUGCUAGUGCGUUGGUGAGUCCGAACGGCAUUACCAGAUACUCGUACGACCCAUACCGAGUGCAGAAAGCAGUUUUACGGAUGGAAUUGUCCGCCAUUCAUAUCUGCCAGUAUCCGUACCGCAGAUCCAGUUUGGAAAAUACCGUGGCUCCCCAAAGCUGGCCAAGGAGGUCAUCGAUUCGUGGGAUUGGGUAUUUGUUCUUGAUGGUAUGCUUGUUGAGAGCUCGGUAAUCGAUGCACAUGCACAGGCUUCCAUCUGGUUUCGGUGUGAAGAGUACUGGGGCACCGUAUGGCAAAGUAGAUGGUCGGAUGAGUCAUUUUCAUUGAGAUACUCGUUCUCUUUCUUCAUGUCGGCUAGCUCCGUGGGGCUGAGCUGAUAUGGUGCUCGGAAGAUCGGCUUCGAGCUUAGUUCUUCCACGAUCUCGUGUUGGUGCGCUCGGUAUGGCGGCAGCUCGUUCGGAAGGUCGUCGGGAAGAAUGUCUUGGAACUCCUUCAGUAAUUCCUUGAUUUUUUGUGGAGGUUCCGAGGUUUCCUCUCCGUCCCUUUCCCUAUCCGUCGCUAUCACCAGGAACCCAGUGUCGGUUCGCUUUACGUCCUUCUCAGAUCUUGCGAGUGUCUCCACUAGGAUAUCUCCUGUAUCGUCCCAAUUGGGUAGCUGGACUCUCCUUCCAUUCUUGUAGAUGCUUGCGGUACAAUUUACCCAGUUGAUCUCGCGGUUGAAUCUUUUUAGGAAGUCUCGCUCGAAGAUCAAGUCAAGCCCUUUUAUGUUGGUGAUGGGGAGUGCAGGUCUCCAGGGAGUGGUCCGAUUUGUAGGUGUAACACUGCUUCGCCGUGUACUGGUAACUUGCUGCCGUCCACCAUCAUUGUAGAGAAUGCUAAAGGCUUGUACUCUUCCCGAUUUCGGUCGAUUACUGCCUUGUCGCAGACUGUGUGCGAUGCUUCGCUGUCCACGAUGUUUAUCCUAUCCAAAGGGAAUAGACCCUUCUAGAAAUAGAUUCACCCUACGUGUAGCCACGUGAGGCUAUUGACUUUAAGGGAUUACGGCAGGAUUACGCUAGAUACAGCGCGCCAGUACAUCCCGAGCCGGGUCGGUGAUAUAAUCAUAAUAAUAGGAUAAACCAAGGGAUAAUGGAAUAGGAAACCAAAUGAGAUGAGAUAGAAAGAGAAAUGGAAUAGAAAGGAGAGAUGGAAAGGGAAAUUGGUGUAAUGGGGUCGUACUCUCACAAGCUCGAUACAAAGGCCGGGUUCUUAGUACUAGUCUGCAGCUAUGGCCGCGACAGAAGCUUGGGAUGGGAUGGUAGAACGUGAAAUGCGGAUUGUCGUAGAGGGCAUGCAGACUAUGCUUCUGCACAUGGGUGCUCCUCAUCAUUGGUGGCUUCUUGCUGCUCUCCAAGCGGCCUGAGCAUCACACUGUACGAGAUGCUUUUUGACGAAAAGCCUGAUCUGAGAAUGGCUCGUGUCUGGGGGUGUAUUCCGCAGAACAAGCAAGGAGGGAAGCUGGCACCUAAGGCUCGCUGGGCUCUCCGCCUGGGGGUCUCACAGCAAAGCAAGGGAUAGGUGGUGCUCGAUCUUGUGACCAAUCGAUUGGUCACCAUGGUGCAAGCAAUCUUCUACGAGAUGAUGUUGCUCGACGGGUGGAAGGCGACGCAGCAGACUCCGACCGAAGUCGUAGACCCAUCUGUCAUCGACUAGGCAGUGUCAUGGUCCGAUCUGGUUGUAGAAGUGGUAGAGACGGCAGAGGAGGAUGAAGAAGAUGAGGAGGCUGUUCGAAUUCCGCCAUCUGUGCCGAUUUCGACUCCUGGACCAACUCUGUCGCCGAUGAUGCCUUCCACUGUCGAAGUUACUCCGUCCUCAGCCGAUCCAAAUGCGGAUGCUUUUGCCGAUUCUCCGAUGGUAGAAGAGCCUGAUGCACCCUCUGCAUAGCCAAACUCCCCCUCUCCCUCUGCUUCGUCCUCUGGCCAGGAGGGGAGUGAGGAGCCACUCAGCGUCAUCCCCAGCGAACGACGCACGGCAGAGCGGCAGAAGAGUGUCGUAGAAAACCCGACCGUAGAGGAGUCGUCUUCCUCUGCCAGGGAGCACUCUGCCAAAGAAUCGCAUGCGGAGGUGCAACCCUUGCGGCGAUCGCUGCGCUCUAACAAAGGUGUUCCAUCGACUUGUUAUCGUGCAGCGUUGACGGCAUUCUCGAUGACCGCCCUCGAUGGCAGAGACGAAGAUGUCACACUGAUGGAGCUGGACUCUGCAGAAGAUCGUGUGGCAGAUCCAGAACGUCGUUGGGACAUUUUGAAGAUGCCUGUCCCAGCCGCUCUAAAGAGUUAAGGGCCAUGCGGUUAAAGCCCCUGGCUAUAAUAGUAGACCUGGAAACCACUUGAAUUUGGUGCUUUGAAACCCGUCUAAGUAUAGAAUGGAAGGUAGCUUUGAGUUCCAAGCCUGAACAAGAAAAGUGUGCAAAAACAAAUUCUAGUCGAGCUUGCUGAUUGGAGGAAUGGCGAAAGAACACGUUUUGCUGUUUGUUGCGACACGAUCAUUUGGAUGCGAAUUGCGCAAAAACACUGUGUGCAUCGUGCGGAGUUUCUACGAUGGGUUUGGGCGAGCAGCUUGUGACGAGGAAAUACAAGCGCAUUAUGAGUGGGGAAUUCAAGUGAUUUCCAGGUCUGCAAUUCCGGAAUCAGCUACUGUUCGCCAAAAAAACACUGUUCUUCUCGCAUUUUCACUGUUCCCGGAACCACGAAUUCGGUCGCACGACGCGUAUUGUACUGUUCACUGAAUGGUUUCGUGCAAAAACUGUCGCCAAACCGCCACGGUCAGAUUCCGCUUUGCAAAACGAAAUGUUUUUAUUCUGUUUCGUUUACUCUAAAGAUCAAGUCAUGUGCCAAGUUCAAGAGCAAAUUAAACAGCCCUCUUGAUUGCUAUUAUUGCCACGGGCUUUAAGGUAGUGAUGGACAAGGAGAUGCAAACUUUGUGGGACCAAGACCUUGGGACUUGUUUUUUCCACCGCAUGGAGUCAAUGUGAUGGGAAAUCGAUGAAUUCUUGCCACCAAGUAUCUCCCUGAUGAUACGGUAGACAGAGAGAAAGGGCGUCUCCUUGUACAAGGGUUUACACAGCUACCCAAUCUCGACUACAACUUGACGUAUGCUCCAAUCGGCACCUAUAUAACUGCUCUUCUGCAGCUGCUCAUAGCUGCGGCAUUUGAUUGGGAGCUGAUGCAACUCGACAUGACGAAUGUGUUUCUCAAUGCACCUAUCGAUCGUCCUCACUACAUGAAGCAGCCGAAGUACUAUGAUGACGGCAGUGGCAGAGUUUGUCUUCUCAAGAAGAGUCCAAAGCUGUGGUACGAGGAAUACGAUGGAUUUCUGCAGAGCGGGGGCUGGUCGAAAAGUCAGGUCGACGAAGCCUUCUACUUCCACGAAGUUAAGCACAAUGACAAGUGCUACAUGCUCGUCUACGUCGAUGAUCUGCUGGCUGCAAAUCGGAGCAAGGCGCAUUUGGCAGAGCUCAAAACUGUGCGUGAAAAUGCAUUCAAGCUUUGAGACAUCACUCUUGUAAAGAAGUACUUGGGAUUAGAGCUGGUCAGGGACUAAUUGCUCGAAAGAUCUGGCUCCACCAUAGAGGCUACAUCAAGAAGUUGCAGAGGCGUUUUCUGUUAGAGGGGCCUCCUCGACGAAGCCCCAAAACGUCGAAUUCUGUCGAUGCGUUCAAGGAGCUGACGUUCGACGAUGCAGAGUUGCAGGGGCGUACAGAGGAAGAGUAUCGCCAGAGAGUGGGAUCUCUGCAUUUCGCCACCUGCAUGACACGUCCGGACAUCGCUUUCGCCUGCAACAAGCUCGCGUCUGGGCAGACUGUUCGAAGUGAUCGGCACUGGAAGGAGCUCGAUCGUUGCAUUACGUAUCUCAUUGGGACUCGCGAUGUGGCUCUCGAGCUCGGCGGAGGAGCCACAGAUCUGCGCCUCGUCGGUUUCGUAGAUGCUGAUGAUGCUGGCGAUAGGCAGAGUCGUAGCAGCACAAGUGGCUACAUUUUCACACUUGGCGGAGCUGCAAUUUCGUGGGCAAGCAAAAGGAUCAAAUGUGUCACUCUCUCGCCCACAGAAUCUGAGUACAUCUGUGUUGUGGAGGCUGGCAAAGAAGUUCGCAAGCUGCGCCUUUUGCUAGCAGAGUAUGGGCUCCUCGACAAGGAUGAGACCACAAUGCUCGAUGUCGACAAUCAAUCUACCAUUGCUGUGUCUGAAGAGAUGGCGCUCAAGGGGAGCCUUAGGCAUAUGGAACGGUGGUACAUGUGGUUGCAGCAAAUGGUCGAGCGUCGUAAGCUGAAAUUGCAGUACAAUUUGACGAACACGUUGCCGGCAAAUUACUUGACCAAGGCCUUGCUUUUUCCUGAGUUUGACCGAUGCUUUGUCAGAGUGGGUCAAGUACAAUUGUUUGCGAAGGGGAGCAUAGAAGAAGUCUCUUCUGAGGAAGAAAAGGUGCCAUGACCCUUUUCAUGGCUGGUGUAGUGAUUCAAGUGUGCGAAGAAGUGCAGAUUCUUGCAAUUUCUUAUGUGCUCAUUUUGUGUGUUUUCCUUUCUUAGGAUUUCCGCUAGAUCGGUUCUCUGUUGGUUGGUAAUUUCUUAUGACCAAUGCAGGGGAACGUUGAGCAUAGCCAUGAUCCUGCAAAGGCUGCAGAAUUCUGCUGAAGCGGCAUAUCAACGAAGUCUGCGGACACGAGCCCUGCAGAAAGGCCUGUCGACGAAGGGCAGAUUUGUCAUGGUGAGCCUCUGCGGGAAAUGCUAGUGGCAGAUGAGCAGUUUCGUUGAAGUGGCAGAAGAGCGUUUCCGUCAAAGUGGCAGAAAAGCGGUUCUGUCGAAGUGGCAGAACAGGAGCGCAUUUUCUGCAUAUGGCUUCUACAGCGUCAUAUGGUUUUGUAGAAGCGAUCUCGGCAGAGUUGAGAGUGUACAGGACCCUCUGUCGAAUUGGCACCAGGGACCAUUCGCAGAAUGGUUGUCCUCUGCAGAAGGAACGCGCCGAACACACUUUCUGUAGGCGAUCCUUUCGGCAGAGUCGACUCUCGGAAAUGCGUUUCUAUCAGGACCUCGGGCAGACUGGCGCAAGGACCUGUUUUCGCAGAAUUGUGUUCUGCCGAAGUUCGGCAGAAAGGCAAUUUGGCUAUCUCUUCUGCAUUCGACCCCCUCCGCAGAGACGAAUUUCGGCAGAAGCGCGGCAGAGAGUCAUCUCGGACUUCACUUCUGCGAACGACCGCUUCGACAGAAAUCAAGGACUUCGUUUUCUGCCGAAGGUGGCUUUCUGAAAUCGUGAAAAUUUCGCGAUUUCGUAAGUUAACCACUACGGCAAAAUCUACCCGAGACAUUGAGAAAUUGAACACGUAGCACGCAUUUCGUAACUGCCGAAAUGUGCAUAACAUCUGACAGUUUUACACCUUAAACAGUUAACACAACUACUUCUGGGUGGGUAAAAAAAGAGCCACCUAAGCAUGUGCUGUAAUUUUUACCUGUCAUUGCUGACUUGGCUAAGCGCAACUUAGGGUAGUUAUG
Closterium sp. NIES-67 is the source of this 5748-nucleotide messenger RNA. The record is from the annotation of a GenBank genome assembly. NCBI's taxonomy places the organism in Eukaryota, Viridiplantae, Streptophyta, Zygnematophyceae, Desmidiales, Closteriaceae.